Molecule: messenger RNA, 1242 nt
Organism: Uncinocarpus reesii 1704
Lineage: Eukaryota; Fungi; Ascomycota; Eurotiomycetes; Onygenales; Onygenaceae
Exons: 3
Coding region: 1-1242 (413 amino acids)
Biological process (GO): biosynthetic process
Molecular function (GO): pyridoxal phosphate binding
Source: RefSeq, a predicted model, not a curated record
AUGAAGACCACAAAUCCGCUCCUGGAAGCCUUUCGCGCCGUCUUAGAGGAGAGAAGGGCCAAGGGACGCCUCAGGGCCUUGAAGGUGCUUCCUCCUGACGUCGCGGACUUUUCUUCAAAUGACUUUCUGUCUCUGUCCAUCUCACCCGCGUUCCGUGAACUGUACCUGGACAAUCUCUGCAAAACAUCCAAUUCACACCGCAUUGCCAGCAGCGGCUCCAGACUACUGGAUGGGGACACCGACUAUGCCGAAGAUCUAGAGGAGUUUUUAGCCAGGUUUCACAAUGCCCCCAGCGGCCGCCUGUUCAAUUCCGGAUAUGAUGCCAAUGUCGGGAUAUAUUCGUGCAUUCCGCAGCGUGGAGAUGUCAUCAUGUAUGAUGAGUUGAUCCAUGCCAGUACGCAUGAUGGCAUGCGACUCUCCAGGGCCGGGAGACGCACGCCGUUCAAGCAUAAUUCCGUCGAGGAUUUCCAAGAGAAGCUCCAAAAGGAAAUAGACCUGGAUCCUUUGGUACGUUCUGGGAAACGCAAUGUCAUCGUGGCGGUCGAGUCGCUCUACAGCAUGGAGGGAGACUUUGCACCGAUACGAGAAAUAUUAGACGUGCUGGAAUCAAUGCUGCCCUUGAGCAAUGGGCACUUGAUAGUCGAUGAAGCCCACUCCACGGGCAUAUUCGGGCCUCGCGGAGCAGGAAUCGUCCAAGGUCUUGGUGUGGAGGACAGGGUCUUUAUCAGAUUGCAUACGUUUGGCAAAGCUGUCGCCAGCAAUGGAGCCAUUGUUCUAUGUGCCCCGAUAACAAGGGAGUAUUUGACGAAUUAUGCACGUCCAUUGAUAUUCAGCAGUGCAACUGGGUUGCCCAGCCUGGUUGCAACCCGUACUAGCUACGAGCUCAUGGCUGAAGGUGCAACAGAGCCGCUCCAGGCGCAGCUGCAACAGAGAAUCGAGCUUCUUCGAUCGAGCCUCGCCAACAUUGCACCAGCAAGCAGCGCCAUUCUAUGCAUCAACCAUCAUCCCACAUCCCCUAUCUUCUCGCUCAGGACAAAAUUUCCCCAUGAUCUGGCAAAGAUCUGCCAAAAGGAAGGCCUAAUGGUGCGCGCGAUAAUGUCACCCACCGUGCCGCUCGGCACCGAACGGGUUCGAGCAUGCCUUCAUGCGCGGAAUUCAGUGGAGGAAUUGGAAAAGCUUGUCGAUGUCAUUCGUAAAUGGGUGCGGGUAAAAGAAAAAGAGCUAGAGCGGGCAAGGCUGUAG